Molecule: messenger RNA, 3252 nt
Organism: Fraxinus pennsylvanica
Lineage: Eukaryota; Viridiplantae; Streptophyta; Magnoliopsida; Lamiales; Oleaceae
Source: the annotation of a GenBank genome assembly
AUGCUAGGGUCAAACCAUAGAGUUUCUACAGCGCUCUUCAACAACGCAGCAGCAGCAACAGCUAAUCUACUCAUAGCUCUGACGCGUUCAGCAUGGGCGAAGGCUCAAAGGCAUGUCUCACAGAAUUUUGCGGUAGUAUCAUCUCGGUGGAUCAGCAACAAACAUGGUGGCGACUGGCGAUCAUCAUCACAGUGGUUGCACAUGAGGAUGUUUCUAAAGAUACAGGCUAUGGAAAUUGUUGGUGCUGUUGCAAACCUAUUUCAACUUUUCUGUGGACAGUGCUGUUCAAAUGAUUCAAUCUCUGAGCAAUGCAGGUAUCUGAGAAAACCUCAAGCUGUAUUACAGAUAUUGGAAGAAAACUUAAAGUUACUUGCUGCUCGAGAAGCUGAUGUAAAAAAAAUGUUACACUUGGGAAAGGUGUUGAGUGGGAUGGAUCCCACAGCUGAAGUAAAUUUGUGGCUAGAAAAUGUGCAGAAGAUGAAAACUAUCAUGGCUAGUUUGGGAAAGGAAAUUCAAGAUAAUAAAAACUGUUUAUGUGGAUGUUUUCCAAACUAUUACCGUAGGAUGAAGUUGGGGAACUCUGUUACAAAAAAGAUGAACGAGGUUCAUAAGCUCCUUGAUGAUAACAAAUUUUCAGACAGUUCAUUGGUUAAUAAGGUACCGGAGAGAGGAAAGACAUUGCCGGUAACUACGUUAGUAGGGGAGACUGCCAAAAGCAUUUUGCUGAGAACUUGGGAGUACGUGAUGGAUGAAAAUAUUGGAAUUAUUGGUAUUUAUGGGAUGGGAGGAGUGGGGAAAACAUCCAUCGUUAAAGAAAUCAAUAAUCAACUGUUAAGCAAAAUUGCACUCUUCGAUAAUGUUAUUUGGGUAACAGCAUCCAAGGAUUCAAAUCUGCAAAAGCUACAGAAGGGUAUUGCAAACGAAAUAGGUUUAUCUUUUGGUGAUGAAGAUAGUGAACAUAAAAGGGCUAGUAAACUAUAUGAAGCUUUUCUAAGAAGAGGUAGGUUUUUUCUCAUGCUUGAUGAUUUGUGGGAAGCAUUUUCUCUAGAGGAAAUAGGAAUUCCUAACCCAACAAAUGUAAAUGGUUGCAAAUUGUUAAUAACUACCAGGUCAUCUAAUGUAUGCCAUUCCAUGGAAACAGUAAAAGAGAUUGAAGUUCGCGUGCUUUCCAUGGAAGAAGCAUGGGACUUGUUUAAACAAAAGGUUGGUGAAGAGGUGCUCACGUCCCCAAGAAUACAACAUCUUGCUAAGGACGUUGUGAAAGAAUGCGCUGGUCUACCACUAGCAAUCAUUACAGUUGGAAGGGCUUUAAGAAAAGAGAACAGCAUUAGACAGUGGCAGACUGCAUUAAGUGAAUUGAGGAACUCAACUGCUAAUAUCGAAGGAGUAGAUAAUCAGGUGUUUUCACGUUUGAGAUUUAGCUAUGACAGACUGAAAGAUGAUAUGACUCGAUCAUGUUUUCUGUACUGUGCAUUAUACCCAGAGGAUCACAUCAUUGAAGUGGAAGAGUUGAUAAAAUACUGGUUAUGGGAAGGCUUAUUGGGUAGUUUCGGGAGUCAAAUGGUUAAGAUGCGACUGGGUAAAAUAAUUGUAAAUGAGCUAAAAAGUGCUUGUAUGAUUGAGGGUGUCUAUCAAGAUGGAAAUACUGAUGAAUAUGUGAAGAUGCAUGAUGUAAUUAGGGAUAUGGUGAUUGCACUUACUAGAGCAAACUCAAGUUUUAUGAUUAAAGCUGGACUUGGUUUACAAUUGCCACCAGUGGAGAAUGAAUGGCCUCCGGAUCUUGAGAGAGUGUCACUAAUGCGAAAUGAUUUGAGUUGUUUAAGUCGUGAACCAAAAUGUCCUAAGCUUUGCACGCUUCUAUUGCAGUACAAUUCUAUUAACAAAGAAAUACAUCAUUCUUUCUUUCAUCACAUGCAAAACCUCAAAGUUCUGGACUUAUCUUUCACUGGAGUUGACAGUUUACCCAUAUCACUAUCCAAUCUGGCUAGCCUUCGUGCAUUACUGUUACGCAGUUGUUGGAACCUGUCCUAUGUACCAACUCUAGCAAAGCUCAAGGAGCUAAGGGUUUUGGACCUCUCUUACACAUCAAUUGAGCACUUGCCAGAAGGGAUGGAUAUGUUGAUUAACCUUCAAUAUCUUGACCUCUCCUAUACUGGAGCUCAUGAAAUUCCAGUACUUCGUUUCCGCGAAUACAAGUUCCUGGAGAGCCUCUUUAUAAACGGUCUAAUAUUUAGUCAGGAACCGAACUUUGUUGAUGCUCUGGUAAACUGCAGCAGUUUGGCAGUACUUGAAGCAAAUUUCAGCACCAUGCAAGAAUUUGACAAGUACAUAGCAUCAGGUCACUGGAAUAUGCUAGAGAAUUUUAGAUUUGUCAUAGGUCAUCCCCCGUACUCCACUCACAUGGGGACUGAUAGUGUCAGAUUCUUUGGAGUUCAUAUCUACGAAAGACCAAGUCCUGAUUGGUUGCCAAGAGGGAUUCUUGAGUUAGAAAUCAAUGAUUGUACAGGUAUUACUCACCUACCAGUCUGUAUAACUGCUGCAGCUUCUCAAUUACAACACUGUAGGAUAAACUAUUGUGAUGAGAUGGAAUGGAUUAUAACAACUGAAUGGAUCACCUUUCCCAACCUUGAGUGGUUGGAGAUUGAGGGUUUGAGGAAGUUAAGUAGACUCUGCAAAGGAAUAACACCAGUAGGCACUCUUGCAAGCCUUAGAAUAUUGCAUGUCACAGCAUGUAAUGAUUUGAAGACACUCCUUCCACUUGAGUUGGUUCAGCAUCUAAGGAACCUUGAAGAAAUCACAAUUCAAAAUUGUGACAAAAUGAUGGAGAUAAUAGCAGAAGGAGAAGAGAAUCAAGGGGUGACAGAAGUUAACAAUGCAAAAAUCGACCUCCCAAGAUUACAAAAAUUGAAACUAAGGCAGCAGUUACUGCAUUCUCUCAAACAGAUAAAAGGAAGCAGGUGGUGGUGGCAGGCCCUAACAGAGAACCAUGAAGAUUCACUUAACCUUUUGUAUCCGGUCUUCAAAGAAGAACUAGAGAUCCAUAGUUUGGGAGAAGAAAAUGCAGAGAACCCUAGUUUGGAAGAAGAAGAUACCCAUUCCAUACACAGCGUGUCGUCAAUAGCUUCUUCAUAUGAAGUAGCAGAGUCCAAUACUCAGUUGACAGCAGUUCAACAUGGAAGAGCUUUCUUGGCAAACAUAAAUGAACAAAACCAGCAUAAUCCUUCUCCUUGCUCUGGUGUCUCCAUAAUGUAA